ACCAAUCCAAGCUUAGUGUAGUUUCAAAGUUGUGAUGAAAAAAGUUGGAUAAAAAUAUCUUCAUCUGAGAACUUUUUAGAAAUUAUAAAACAAUGCAGUAUUUUUAUUUUAUAUUUUCAUUUUGUUUUUAUUAUACAUGGGCCCAGUCUCUAGUUCAUGAGGUGAAAUAUGAUCUUAAAGAAUUAAGAUGUUUAGUCUGCCAAAAAAGUGUAGUUGAAUUAGAUUUAGAAAUAAGUAAAAUUGACCCGGAUAGCACUAUAGAUGUAGGGGGUCAUCGAUUAGAUGUUGAUGGUAACUAUAGACACAAAUCCAUAUCACAAGCCAAAUCAGAAUUGCACCUUUCUGAACUAAUUGAUGAAGUAUGUAACAAAAUGGAUAACUAUGUACGAGCUCUUUGGAAGUCAAAUGGAACGUUAACAUUAUUUUCCAUGUUAUCUCCUGAAGGUAUCAUGAAUGCCGACUUCGAUUCAGUCGAUCUUAUCCAAGAUGAAGAUUUAAAUAAAAGUUUAAAGUACUAUUGUGAAGGUAUUAUGGAAGAACAUGAGGAAGCCCUUAUUAAGAUGUACCAAAAUGAUUCUCCAGACAUAAAAACACGAUUUUGUUUCACCGAGACUGGUAUUUGCCCAGCCACAAAGAAGAAUGAGGAAUUGUGAUUGUUAUUAAUCAAAUAGAAGUUUUAUGUAGUUAUAGAUACCAGUUUUAAAAAAUAUAUAUUUGUUAUAAAAUAAAAAUAGUAUUAUUCUAUAUAUUUUACCAA
Anoplophora glabripennis (Asian longhorned beetle) is the source of this 757-nucleotide messenger RNA. It is a transcript of the gene sel, whose product is annotated as protein seele. Gene Ontology annotation, cellular component: endoplasmic reticulum. The record is from RefSeq and is a predicted model, not a curated record. The transcript has 3 exons. NCBI's taxonomy places the organism in Eukaryota, Metazoa, Arthropoda, Insecta, Coleoptera, Cerambycidae. The coding region runs from base 93 to 653 and encodes 186 amino acids.